This is a messenger RNA of Pimephales promelas (fathead minnow), 1391 nucleotides long. RefSeq lists its product as uncharacterized. NCBI's taxonomy places the organism in Eukaryota, Metazoa, Chordata, Actinopteri, Cypriniformes, Leuciscidae. The record is from RefSeq and is a predicted model, not a curated record.
CACUCACUCACACGCUGCAGUCAUUCAGAGGCACAGCGUGGAGGCUGCACACAUACACACACCAACCCUUUAGAGCGACAUGGCAAGACUACCUCAGCGCUGUGUGAUGAUAUCAGUGUGUUUGGCAGGAACUCUUCUACUGCUGCCGCUCUGCUGGGGUGCUGACGAGGACGAAUAUAAUUUUGACUAUGAUUCCACGCAUACCCCGGAGUACGACUACAAUUCAACGUUCGGGUUCCUGUUCUUCAGUAAUGCCAGCAGUGAUGAUCUAGAGAAGUUUUUAAUGGGACAAGGCACAGACGCUGGAGAAGAAACAAGCUUUACAGAAACAGAUGGAAGUGUGUAUGAAACAAAGCCCACUGCGCCCACAGUCAAUGAUAGGAAUCAGGCAUCUCGGUCAACGCCUGUGUGUUUCCUUCUCACCUGGGUUGUGCUGGUUCAUUAUCUGCUCAGACUACUAUAGCAGCAGGACCCUGUUACACACUCUGAACACAAGUCCAGGAGGAGGAAGAACAGAUGCACAGAUGACCUGAACUGAAGACAUUUGGACAUCCAGUACAGACAGACAGUCACACACACACACACACACGCACACACAAACAAACACAGCAAUGGAUAAAGGACAAACCAUGACAAGAAACGGCUUGCAAGCUGUAAACAAAAAGACACAUUGUUCGUUAUUCUUUGUCACCGCAAAACAAGAGCACAGAGGUCAGAGGUCGCAAAGGCUGGAUCAAUGGAAUGUAAAAUGAAUGUGAAAUGGGGCUAAAUUAAAUAACAGGUUCUUUUGUGGAUAUUCUUUCAGGAUAUGACUCAGAGCAGGUGAUUUGAGGAAAUUGAGAAAAACAAGAUCUUUCUCUUCCCACUGUCGGCAGUUUUUUGCAGUUUUAACACACUUGUCUCUUUCAUGAGACUUUGUCAGUUUAAAAGCAUCUAUAAUGUGCAUAUCUUUUGCGAGAAUAAAUGUGUCAGAAAUGUAAGUUGAGAAACAAGCAAAUCAGUGGUACAUAAUGUACGAUUUGAUUUUUUAAUGCCAGUUUCAUCCAUAAGAAAGUUAUAUAUAUAUAUCACUGACCGGGAAUCAUGUUAUGUUUGGGGAAACUGUAGAAACACUGGAUUUCUACAAUUAGAUCAAGCUUUUUUAGUCAUUCAAAGGUCAUGACCUCUUGCAGAUAUUACAUGUAGGCACUUUUCUUCGCCACUGCACUUCUCCUAAGCCUCACUAUUUCCUCAGUAAUCCUUAGAUACAAGCACAUUUUUAUUUUGUGAUGUUUUUUUUUACAAAUAGAGAUGGUGAUUUACACCAAAAUGCACAUGAAUAUGUGAGCUAGUUGAGCAUUUUUUAUGUGUUGUUUCAAAUUCUGAAUAAAUAUUUUUUCAAUUAAUUCCCA